UUCCAUAGCAGCCAAAACCACUGCACCUUAUGCUUGGAAGGCCUCAAGUGCUCCCAGACCUGCUCAAUUUUAUAUCUAGGCAUCACUGGACUAACUACCAAGAUGCUUAUCACUUUGUCUUUAAUCUUCAUCAUCUUAUGCCGGUUCCAUGAUCCGGCAGAACCCUUAAACGUCCAAACAUCCCUCUACUUAAGUCGAAAUUCUUUUAACCAUGCCACCCACAGUGAUGCAUGCUAUAAAUACAUCAUCCAGAGGUUCUAGUUCCAUGACACCAAGUCCCUAACACCAAAUGGUCCUUCAACCUUAAGGUAGGCAAGCUACGACCAAGCCACCACUACUUUCAGCCUUGUCCCAUUAUGGACUCCGAUCCCCACAAAAAGUCACUACAUCUUCUUCAACCUCACUUAUCACUAUUUUUUGGAGAACAAAAACCGAAAGCCAGAACUGGUGUUAUGCUAUAGACAACAGAAGAUCAGUUCAAGCCUCCCUGCAUAACUCAAAUCCUUUACCUUCCAUCCGGAUAUACUGGUCAUAAUCUUAUCAAGUAAUGGUUUACACGCCUUGACUGACAACUUACCAGCAAUCAAAGACACUCCCAAGCACCAAACUAGCAACUUCCCCGGUUUAUACCCAUCUCUUCUGCCAUUAUAGUUUGAAGCUAUGUUGGCAAAUCUCCACAAAAAUUUCACAUUUCCCCGGAUUUGUCUUCAUCCCAGACAACAAAUAGAAUUCAACCAACACCUUUUGCACAUAUUGCACUCCAUAAUUCGAUCCAUAAGUGAAAAUUAGGGGUUAUAGCUAAAAUAUGCCCCUCUACUAUGACGAUUUAUCCAACAUGCCCCUCAAAUUUUUUUUACAUCAAAUAUGCCUCUGUAGUUUGAAAAAAUUAUCAAACAUGCCCUUCUGUUAAAAUUUCCAUCCAAAAAUCGUUAACCAAGGCCGAACUUUGGUUUGGGUGACACAAAUGUCUAAAAUAUCCCUAAUAAUUUCACUUUAGAAUUUUUUUUUUGGUUCUUUUGUAUAGCCAAAUAAUUCAAAUAAUAUCAUUUUGAAGAGACCCAGAGAAAUAAAACGGGAGACAAAACUGACAUUUUCACUCCCAUUUGCAGAUGUCGGGUCGUCUAAAUUUCGGUUCAACCAUGAUUGACGAUCUUUUCAAUUGAAAGUUUAACAUAAGGACAUGUUUGAUAAUUUUUUUGAAGUAUAGGGGCAUGUUUGAUGUAAAAAAUAGUAGAGAGGCAUGUUUGAUAAAACAUCAUAAUAGAGGGGCAUAUUAUACCUAUAACCCAAAAUUAGGAGAUCGUUAGCGAAACAUAGAUGAGUAAGAUGAAUCCUCUUACACAUAGGUUGAUACGGUAGAGAGUUCCUUUGCGUUGCUACAUCAAGAAGGUGAGAUAAGACUUCCAUUAAGAUGGCGAAUAAGUAUCGGGACAGCCCCCCCCCCCUUCUAAGCCCCUUCUUGCUUGGGAAGUAUCCCACCAACCCACCAUUCAAACUCACACUAAACAUGUGAGUGGACCUACACAACCAGUUUAUAAAGACAUGGGGAAAGUUCAUUGCAACUAAUAUUUUAAAAAGAAAUCCCCAAUCAACCUAGUUGAAUGACUUCAUGAGAUCGAGCUUCAACGUACUUCUCUGUGAUAUAUUCUUCCUAUUAUAGUUAUGAACUAACUCAUGGGCCAGCAAGAUAGUCUCUCCAAGUAAACGACCCGCGGUUUGAUUCUUACUUAUUACAUAAGGUAAACAGGAACUUAAUUGAUAUGCUAGUAUUUUGGCAAUUCACUUAUAAAUAGUCGAACAACAGGAGAUAGGUCUAUAAAAUAGUCCUUCAGAUUUAUGCUCCUCCACCUCGAUCUCAUCAUGCCAAUCACUAAAUUCUGCCAUAGGACUAGAAAAAUCAGGACUAUUUAAAGCCUCAUGAGGACCUCUUUGAUAUGAGCUGGGUUCAAGAGAUUCAAACUCGCUCAACAAUCGAAAUACGCAACACUCCAAUUUUGGGGUUUUCUAGGAGUUUCUUAAAGAACACGAAAAGUAAACACAGAACCGGUCAAAUAUCUCGAACCUGUGGGAAGGGUCAAUCGGUAUAGUCUAUGCUCUCCACGACCAGAUGUGAUUUUCUGAUUGAUAAGAGACACGUACGAUCCUCCAGAAUCCUCAACGGAGAGUUUGCACAGACGUUAAAUACUUGAACUAAAAAAACCUUUCGAUUUCUUUCAUGAAUAAAAUUUGGUUGAAUGUCUCAUACGGAAGAACUCAAAUCCUUUUAUAGUAGGAGAAAAAUAAACCUAAAAACCUGUACAAAACGACAUUUAACAAAAAUUAACCUGAAUCCAAACGUAAAACAGAAAAACAGCCGCCAACACACGUCUUCCCAAUCCCCGAUCAGUCUCCCUCUGAUCCUCAAUCAGGGGUGUUUCUGCUCGUGGCCAUGGGCUCUUCUAGAUGAGAUCCUCGGUCGUGAAAGUGAAUCCCCGGUCGAGGAUUGUGAUUCCUCCAUGAAAUAUUCCCUAGCCAGCCUAAUACCUCCCCACGAGCCUUCGUCUUCGGUCAACGCGAGGUAUACAUCGUGGUAAUGGCUUGCUCCUCAAACAAGCGGGAAAAUGAGUAAAAAUGUUAAGCGUAAAAGUGUAAGUUUUUGUGUAUACUCUAAUUAAUCUUCAACAAAUUAUCUGUCCCAUUUAAAAAAUUCACUACUCAUGUAGAUAAACUAAUUUGAAUUCUUUUAAUAGUUGAUCAAACGUACAAAUAAACCAACAAUUCAAUAAGGAAAUAAUGAGGUUUCUUCGUUCAUAGAAAAAUACAACCAAUUAACAACUACACCUCAUUAUGGGCUGUUUUGUUUCAAUUUAGAUGUCAAAUUAAACUGGAUUACUGAGAAUUCUUUAUUAUGAGGUUCUUCAUCCAUUGAAUGUGAGGAAUCAGAUUAUUAGUAAAUAUUAAUCACUUAAGUAGCACAUCAAACAAUAAAGUAAUCACUUGAUGAAGUUAUGGUGUAACAUCGGAGUCCCUCUUGAACAUGUCAUAUGUCAUGCUUACAUCAAGCUGAUGACAUUCCAAUAUUUGGAAAAAUAUCUGGCACUUCAUCCAUAGAACCUCACAUUCAUGGCCAAAUAUCUGGCACUUGAUCUAACCAUUUGGAUCAUCUUUAUGAUGUCUGAUUCGUCGCGAAAUAUUGCUGGUCAGUCAGGGUGCGACCUUGUUUUUUGGCAGCUGCGCAGUUCGUGCCGGGGAGGAUUCUAGAAAAACCAACCGUUGGAUUGUCCUCAAACUUUAUGGACUGGUUCAAGACUUGUUUCGGUUAGAUUUGACCAUAGGGAUCAAUGAUCUGAGCACUGGUUUGACGAGAGACAUUGAUAGAGAGGGUGAAAAAUUGGUUGAAACUCCUUCAACUAGAAACGUAUAAAAUCGUAUCAGAAACGCAUUGUUGAUAGUUUUUUUUAACCGUUUUCGCAUUUUUAUAGUGUUUCUUACGUUUUAUCCCGCGUUUGUGAAGAUGAAACUGAGAGGGGCAGCUGUAAAGCCCUUACCAUGGUACUUCCUAAGUGGUUGGUUGAGAUAGACCCAACAUAUGAAGGAGAUGCUGAGGUUGCUGGCUUAAUAGCUGCAGCUGCAGUGAAUUCUCAAGGUCCCUCUCUGUGGUCUUUAUCCUUUGGAAUCCUUCGCUAUAAGUGAGCAUUUGUCGUGGGAAGUAUUGGUCAUAUGCGCUCUAAGCUCUUUCACUUGUUUCAUUCCUCCCCUGUUGGGGGGAUAUUCAGGUGCACAAGUAACUUCCCAUCGCCUUAAGGCUCACUUCUAUUGCGCGUGGAAUGAAGUCUGCUGUGAUGAAUUGGGUUGUUGCCUGUGAUGUUUGCCAGCGUUGCAAAACAGAAACAUUUGCUUCACUGGGAUUACUGCAACCUCUCCAUAUUCCUAUUCGUGCUUGGCAUGAUAUUAACAUGGAUUUUGUGGAAGGACUACCUACCUCUCAUGGCAAGCAGGUUCUUCUGAUAGUGGUGGAUCGGUUUACUAAAGCAGCUCAUUUUUCGGUCUUAAACAUCCUUAUACAGCAUCUGAGGUGGCCCAAAUCUUCUUCGAUGGAUUUUUAAAAUACCAUGGUAUGCCCUCCGCCAUCGUUUGUGACAGAGAUGCGACAUUCAUCAGCCAUUUUUGGAUAGAGUUCUCAAGGCUAUACAACAUACUGACCUCCACUAUUCCAUUGCCUACCAUCCACAGACAGAUGGCCAAACUGACAGGGUUAAUCGCUGCUUGGAAGACUACUUACGUUGUAUGACUUUUCACAGACCUAGGGGCUGGAUGGAAUGGCUUACCUUGGCAGAAUGGUGUUAAAAUACUCACUAUCACCUUAGCCAGCAGAUGUCACCCUUUGAGGCUCUAUAUGGGUUCCCUCCAACUCUUUUUGUUUUGGCUCCUAAUUCAUCCACUUCAGUGGGGGCUGUGGAGAAGCGGAAAUUGAAGCAUUAUCAGCUAGUCCAAUUCCUAACUCACAACAUCACGAGGCCGCAGAACUGACAGAAACAGUAUGAUGUAUGCCGAUCGUCGACGUUCUGAAAGGGUAUUGCAGGUGCAUGCAUGACUGGGUUUACAUUUGUCCACAGCCUUAUCGCCAGGGUUCAGUUGUGGUGCGCCAUGGAAAUAAGUUGGAAGCUCGAUCGUUACUUUGGCCCAUAUCAAGUUCUGGACAAGAUUCGUGUCGUGGCAUACAAGCUGGCAUUACCACCAAGUUCCAAGAUACACCUAGUGUUCUAUGUUUCUCAGUUGAAGCUUUGCAAAUCAACUAUGCCUCCUGUUGCAUUGCAACCUCCGGAACAAGAUACCAAUGGAUUCUUAAAGCUUGCUCCAACUCACAUCUUAGCCAAAAGGUUUGUCAAUCACGACAACCGAGCUCUGACACAGGUCCUAGUGUAGUGGACACACCAGCAUCCUAAGGAGGCUACAUAGGAUAGGGGUGGGCAACGGGACGGGACAGGAUACCCCUCCCGUUUGAAACGGGUACCCAAUCCCAUUUGGAGAGCAAUGUUCAUCCCAUGUCCUGCUAUAACAAUUAACUUGGUUUCUGAGUAGUUUUUAUGGUGGUUAACUAGUCAUUUCUCAAUGCAUUCAAAUUUUUUGGUUUGGUUAUGAAUGAGGUUUGGCCGUUUGGGAAAUUGAAUGGCGCAACAAUAGGCAAGCUAGGGGAUUGGACUGGGCUUGCAUAUUUGGAUUAAUGGGUUUAACGGGUAACCCGCGGGUACCCAAAGUAGUGAUUUUUUAUCCAAAGUCCCAUCCCGUUAAAAAAAUUACGGGUAUUUGGGUACCCGUAACCCUAAAAAAACGGGAGGGGUACGGCUAUACCCAAAUACCUGUUUCCCGUUGUCCACCCCUAACAUGGGAGGACUUGCACAUUUUCAAGAGGCAAUUUCCCGCCUUUCCAGCUUAGUUUCAGUUUGAGGACAAGUUGUGUUUGAAGGAGAAGGGUUUGUAACAACCUGUGACAGCUGGCUAGUGAUGACGUGUAAAGUAGGCACCAAAGUAUAAAUAGAGAAAGACGGUGAGACUAUUGGUCAUGUCUUAAAAUAAGCUCAAUUGUAACUACUUUACUUGUAUCCUCUUCUACCAUCUCUUCAAUAUAGCUCGCCAGAUUUAUCUCAAACGAGCCUUACAAAUGCCCUUCACUGCACCAGAACAAUUUUGUGUCCGCGGUGCUACAAGGAUCGUCUCCCACCAAGCUUACACCAUAGUGACGACUUGAUCUCUUUCAACGCUUCACUGCACCAAAGGGACACCAAAACAAGAAACUCAGUAGCAAAAGUAGUUUUUCGGUGCCGGCGGGGACAGAGGUUAGAUAUGGAAGUUAGCAUCGCGUUUGAGAGUGGGACGGACACCAACUAGGAUUACUAUAAUACUCUUAUUAUUAUUGCUGGUAGAGUGCCAAGUGCUAACUAUCCGAUCCCGUACAAAAAAUAUUAUUUGAAUUUGGAUAAAAUGUAAAAUUUUGU
Messenger RNA from Linum trigynum, 5975 nucleotides. The record is from the annotation of a GenBank genome assembly. Lineage: Eukaryota; Viridiplantae; Streptophyta; Magnoliopsida; Malpighiales; Linaceae.